Molecule: messenger RNA, 996 nt
Organism: Xenia sp. Carnegie-2017
Lineage: Eukaryota; Metazoa; Cnidaria; Anthozoa; Malacalcyonacea; Xeniidae
Product: adenosine receptor A2a-like
Exons: 1
Coding region: 1-996 (331 amino acids)
Biological process (GO): G protein-coupled receptor signaling pathway
Cellular component (GO): membrane
Molecular function (GO): G protein-coupled receptor activity
Source: RefSeq, a predicted model, not a curated record
AUGGCCGUUGGUGAAGAUUUAUUCAAGAAACAUUGUGCAACCUCUUUGGUAGUUCCUGCACCAAUAGAGCUAUCGUUCCUUACAGCCAGUCUUUGUAUCUUCUUCACUCUAACAAGCAUACCAGGAAAUCUUCUGAUAAUCUUAGCAGUCGUUCUUAACCCGAACAGAAAUCUCCGCACUCCAUUUAAUUGGCUGGUCGUAAAUUUAGCCGUAGCUGAUUUGCUCGUUGGCCUUUUCACCGAUCCCACUAUGGUCGUCAUACAUGUGAAAGAGGGAGUAGGCAAGAAACUCUCUCAAGCCGACCGAUAUUCGGCUCAUAUGAGCUACUUCAUUGCAUGUAGCGCCUCGGUAUUGAGCAUUACUACUCUAGCAGUAGAAAGAUAUCUCGCGGUUAGAAAACCAAACAUUUACAACAGUAGUGUGACGAGCAAACGGAUAGUGUUGACGAUAGUAGGCACUUGGCUUUUGUCGCUCAGCCUACCCAAUGUAUAUUUCGAAGUCGACUACGUUUCAUACUCCUUCAUAUUUGCCAAUACUUGUGUUGCUAUUGCAUCGAUAAUAACUUGUCUGACAUGUAUUAUGGUGUUGAAAACGAUGAGAAAAAGAACAAAGAACAUGGUGAAACGUGCGCUGCCUGCUAAUCGUCGCACAGAUUUUGCAUUCCCAACGCCCGCCUUAGUUGUGAGUGCGCAUGAAACAGAAAUGAAAGUGACCAAAAUGUUCUCUGUCAUUCUUCUUGCCAUGUUGUGUUGUUAUGUUCCGUCAACUCUGUGCUCGUAUUUGUUGAACUUCUGCAAAUCGUGCGGCUGUACAAGUCUUCACUGGUUUCGCGACUUUCAUUUCGUUUUCGUGCUCAUGAACUCGUCGGUAAAUUUCUUCCCUUAUGCCCUGCAGUCACGAAAAUUCCGUAGCGCUUUUAUGAAGAUCAUCAAGCGUACUCAAAAUAGUGUAGAAAAUGAGACGAGUUUAGGUGUCCAACAUUUUACGAGUACUUGA